UCGAAAAUUCAACCGCCAUGAUUGUUGCGUUUGUGUUUUAGGCUGCGUUCAGUCCGUCCGUUAGGUCCGGGCUGCUUUUAAGUAGCUGGUUAGAAAAGAAAAGGCGACUUUAGUGCAUUGUUCUCAGGGAGGAAAUUGGAUACAUCAACAUGGAGUCCAAGUUUGCUGACCUGCGAUGGCGGGACGCAAGUGUGUCGAUGCUUAGGGUAAAGCAGUCCCGCAGGAGGUCUCAGUCCCAAAAGGAGAACCGAGAACGGAUGGUGAACACUCGCAGGCAGCUGGGUAAACUCCAAGAACUGGAGCUCUCUUCCCUGGACGCCUCCAUGGUUACCACCAAUCUGUCAACUAUUCAGGAGAAGACGCAGAUCAAUGCUAAAGCUGCUAAAACUACAGCACUAGAUAGGCUGAAACGGCUUCAGAGCUGGAAAGAGCAGAAGGCUCUGAAGAAGGAGAAGGAAAGACGAGAAAAGGAGUCUAAAGGAGUUUUUAAGAUUGGGCUCUAUCAACCAAAGGACUCGUUUACGUUUGCUCCGCUGCCUGUGGUUCCACCAGCCUCAUCGAGACCUAAGGAGAAUAAGGGGAAUACGGCUCCACUCCAGAACACCAGAGUCACACGAUCCAUGAAACAGGCCAGGCAGGAACCACAGAAGCCUGUGGUGAUACAUCCAAAUACUCGGGCAAACAAAGUCCAACCUCCUGCUGAAAGAUUAACUAGGAGUCGUGCAGCUCCUGUCACACUUGCACCAGCUUCCACCAGGACCGGUGCAGGCUAUCCUGCUCCAUCAGGGCCAGGCGGACGAGCUUUAUCAAGCAGAUCAGCCAACAGGCCUCCUGUUACGAGACCUCCUUUGGCGAAAGACAAUCCUAAGGCCAAAUGUGCAGAUGUGAGAACCACAAGGAGCAGAACUGGUGUCAGCCUCCUGUCUGCCCCUGCUGGAGGAGUAAGGAACUGUAAAGCUCCUAGCAUCACAGCCCAGCCAGAUGACCACAAGGAUAUUGAGCUCAUGGAGCCUCAGGUCCAGGAACCAGAGAAAAGAAUUUGUCCUCCAAGCCCAACUCGUUGUCCUGAGAAGAAGGACAUGGUGGUUAACCAGGCUGAACAGGAAGCUGACCCUGCUGUGGAUUCUUCUUCAUUCGCUCCACAAGGCUUUGUCUUUCAGGCCCCUGCUGGCUUGUUGUCCUACAAGCUGGAGCCUUUCACCCCUCGUUCAGCAGAUGCCUUCCUCACACCAAGUUCCAGUUUCAAUCUUCCACCAGCCCCAGUAUUCAGUGGUGAGCCUCCAGCUAAGCCCAGUCCCACAAAGACUCCUCGCUGCUCUCCUCUUCAUGCCUCUCCAACGUUUGCCCCUUCAACCUCAGGCAGUCCCCAGGAAUCCAAGCACGAUGUUCCUUACUUCAGAUCAACAGUCUCCAAUGAGACAGAGCGACUAACAAAUCUCUGCCUGAACUGGGAAUCCAAAGUGGAGGAUGAGUCCAUCCCAGAAGAGAUGAGAGACCAAAUGCGCACAGCAAUCGGCCAAGCAAGGCUGCUGAUGAAGAAGCGUUUCAAGCAGUUCAGUGGUCUGGUGGAUGACUGCGAACUGGGCCGUGGGGAGAAGAUCACCACCUGCACCGACUUGCAGGGUUUCUGGGACAUGGUUUAUUUCCAGGUGGAAGACGUCAACAGGAGGUUUGAAUCUCUCAAAGAAGCAGAGGGCCGAGGCUGGGUGGAGGAACUUAAACGCCCACCACAACAGAGGAAAGUGAUCAAGAAAACUUCAGCAGCUCCUGCCAAGCCAACAGGGAACAAGGCUGCAGCCAAAUCUCGCCUGGCUGCUGUAAAAGCAGCAAUGAGAGCCCAGCAGCAGGCAGCUGAGGCCAAGAAAGCAGGGAAGGAUGAAGCCAACACUGACGACGCUGGUAGCAGUCAGCAGCCACAAGCAGAAGGUCCAACUGUUGUCUUUGAUGGAGGUUUCUUCCAGGUGGAGAGCCCAGCAAAACCAUCAAUACGGCGAUCCAGCUGCCUAACUCCUGCUGCCCCGCCCCGCGCUUCUCCUCAGGGAAGUUACCUCACGCCCAGAAGAGUCACUCGGCGGUCGCUUGCAUUGGCCCAGACGUGUGUUCACGCUAACGCUUCCCCUGCUCAGCCUGGCCUCUCUGCUGGAAAACCCCCCCUCGCUGUAGAGAAAACCCCAGGACCAAAGUCCCAGCGAGGCACUCCUCAGGCCUCGCAGAAGAAGAAUGACGCGGUGAAGCUCUCUCUGUGUUUCUCUGCGGUGGAAGAAGUUCUUUCAGACGAGGCCCAGUCAGGCCAAAGUCCCAAACAUGCAGAAAGUUUCCCUAAGCUGGAAGAAGCUGCCUUUGCUGCUGAAUUGGGCGCACACAAGCAUGAGCUUCCAACUAUUUCUGUAGAAAAGAUGGACUUCAGACCAUCUGAAGACAUGGGGGAUGUUUCACCAAGACUGUCCCAGACACCGUGCAAAACUCCUGCUCCAGUCCAGCUGACUCCUCAGCCUCCAUCAGCCCUGAGUUUCACUCUGUCCCCCUGUGGAUCUCCUGCUGAGCUGGUCCCCAUGGAGGCCCAGCGGUCUGUCUCUCCCGCAUCAGAUGGGUCGGCCAUUGAGGAACUUCCUGGUUUGGACUUUGAGCGUUAUCUCCAGCCGUCACAGAGGUGUAGUCUGUCACCGGGGGACACUGUUGCUAUGGAGAUGUUGCCAUCUGAGGGAGCAGAUGUGGAGAUGGAGAGUCCUAGAGGACAACCUGAAGAGCUGCUGACUCAUCUGGAGCCAGCACUGUCAACGGUGUCUUCGGUGUUUACUCCUCAGUCACCACAGGUCCAGACGGCAGAGUCAGCCCUGCUUCUCUUCACCCCGGCCCUGAAGGACAGGAUACGCCAGUCCACCUGUCCGAAUGAUCUGAUGGUCUUCACCCCUCCUAACCUAUAGAGUAUUUCUGGAACCGUUCAGUUUGGAUUUGUAAAAACAUGUCAAAUGUCUGUAAAAAUAUGUGCUUUUAGAUAUACCCAUUUUAAAAUCAGUAGAAAAUCUCAGUUCAGUUUUACAAAGAACUUCUAAUUAAAGUUUGAUUUGCGAAAAGUC
Molecule: messenger RNA, 3077 nt
Organism: Fundulus heteroclitus (mummichog)
Lineage: Eukaryota; Metazoa; Chordata; Actinopteri; Cyprinodontiformes; Fundulidae
Gene: dlgap5
Product: discs, large (Drosophila) homolog-associated protein 5
Exons: 19
Coding region: 150-2924 (924 amino acids)
Biological process (GO): mitotic spindle organization; signaling; regulation of mitotic cell cycle
Cellular component (GO): cytoplasm; spindle pole centrosome; nucleus
Molecular function (GO): microtubule binding
Source: RefSeq, a predicted model, not a curated record